UAACAUCUCCCUGCUAUUACUAGCAAUUUUUUUUCUUGGUUGACUGCAGAAAGUCAAAAGUUGCAACAUAUAGCUGCGUCGGUAAACAUACUUCCACCUUAAUUCUUGUUCUGAUCUCUGAGGCGUCGGCCAUUAGAAACUUGACACAAAGUCCUUUUGAUAGAGCAGUCACCCGGUCAGCCUUUGCAAUUGUAUUAUAGUAUAGGACAAUCCACUGAAUAGACUUCUUUGUUUUCAUUGGUAAAAUACUCAGCAGUCCAAGUAUUUUAGUGUCUUCAUUUCGUUAUUCCACAAAACUUUCAUCGUUUUUAGGCCUGUUAAGAUGGAAACCGAAGAGGUAGCAUGAGUUUUACUAGAAGUAUAUUUCUUUUUUCCUUUUUAUGCAAUUUUCCAAAUGGGCUCCUCAGGCGCAGGAGUAGGUCUCUCCUCCUUCUCCUCCUCCUCCUCUUCCUUCUGCUUAUUGAUUUUCUUCUUCCUACCACAUCUAUCCCUGUCUGUUAGAAUAUGCAAGCCUGCUUCGUGCAGUGAAAUGGGAUUGGGACCUCCAGUCAGGUUCCCUUUUCGGCUAAAAGGGAUACAGGACCAAAACUGUGGCUACCCAGGUUUUGAUCUUUCUUGCAAUAAUCAUAGCCAAACAAUCCUCAGCCUUCCCCGCUCCGGCGAAUUCAGAGUCAACUGGAUUAAUUACUCUGAACAAACCAUAUAUAUCAAUGAUCCGGGCGACUGCCUUCCCAGAAGAGUUUCAAACUUCAGUGCAGUAGAUUCUUCAUUUAGAGCAGCUCCAAACAGCUACACGUAUUUCAACUGUUCCUUAGAAUGGGCAGCAUACAGGACGACGGAUAAUCUUAUGCCGCUUUUUUGUUAUGGUGAUUAUAAUUCCACGAUCGUGGCUACUCCUAGUCGUUAUUCGUCCGAAAUCCCACCCUCGUGUCGCUUAAUACGAAAUGCUUCGAUUCCGCUUCGCUUAUCAUACGCGGAGUUUUGGUCGGAGACAAUUGUUGAAGAAGAUCUUGAGUUGGUAUGGGACCAGCCAGCAGGAUGCCGAAGCUGCGAAAAACGGGGUCUGUAUUGUGGGUUCAAGAGCAAUUCCGGGUUGGAAAUUGGUUGCGGCCGUCUUCCUAGAAAAGGCCUUCGAAGAGGUGCCAUGUAUGGCAUUAUCAUUGGUGUCGGCAUACCGGUGCUUGUGUGCCUUGUGGGGCUCGCAUGUUAUGCCUGCAACAAAGUCAGAGACUUCGGCCAACGUCGCAGUCUAAACACUGAGCUAUCCACCGCUGGGACGAGUCUUCCACCGGCGUCUGUGACGGUAACAGGCCUUGAUGCACCGACAAUUGAAUCUUACCCGAAGACGGUGGUCGGAGAAAGUCGCCGGCUUCCUAAUCCUAGCGAUGGCACUUGCCCAAUAUGCUUGGCUGAGUACCAGCCUAAAGAAACCUUGAGGAGUAUACCAGAAUGCAACCAUUACUUUCACGCCAGCUGCGUCGAUGAAUGGCUUAAGCUCAAUGGGACGUGCCCUUUGUGCAGGAAUUCACCAGAAAGCGCAUCGACCACUCCCUGUUCAUCCACGCCUUCAACAUUUUCAGCAUCAUCUUCAGCGUAGAUAUACAUCAUCAGGGUGGAGGGGGUAACCAUCCUGGCUUUUUUUGAUAAAGCAAAUCAGACGUAGAUUUUACUGUAUAUAAUACUGAGUGCAAUUUUUCCAUAUACUUUCCACUUUAAGAGAUUGCAUAAAGAGCAAUUAAAGGGACGUUUGCUAGCUAGAUUUUGGGUGGCGCAUUUAGGAGAAGCAAGCAAAGUAAGAUGGGAGAGCAGAAGGUUGCAAAAUACUACUCUAAUACAGCUCAAAUUGGAGAUGUACUGGGCACUUCAGUGGCCCUCUUUUGAGUUCUUCCUUUUUCGUACCUCAUACGUUCUGUUUGCCGAGUAGCUACAUUUUCCUCGAUCAAUGACCAAUUUAUCAAUUAGUCUCAA
Molecule: messenger RNA, 1968 nt
Organism: Coffea eugenioides
Lineage: Eukaryota; Viridiplantae; Streptophyta; Magnoliopsida; Gentianales; Rubiaceae
Product: putative RING-H2 finger protein ATL21A
Exons: 2
Coding region: 395-1597 (400 amino acids)
Molecular function (GO): polysaccharide binding
Source: RefSeq, a predicted model, not a curated record